Oncorhynchus masou masou (cherry salmon) is the source of this 7273-nucleotide messenger RNA. RefSeq names its product PH and SEC7 domain-containing protein 1-like. Gene Ontology annotation, biological process: regulation of ARF protein signal transduction. The transcript has 16 exons. The record is from RefSeq and is a predicted model, not a curated record. Gene Ontology annotation, molecular function: guanyl-nucleotide exchange factor activity; protein binding; phospholipid binding. NCBI's taxonomy places the organism in Eukaryota, Metazoa, Chordata, Actinopteri, Salmoniformes, Salmonidae. Bases 389 to 3586 code for a protein of 1065 amino acids.
UAUCCCUUUACACGGCCAACACACACCAGCGUCGAACGACACUGACUCUCACUGGGCUGGAAACUUUUUACUAUCGGCAUGCACACAGGACUCAAACUCUCCAACAACAACCAAUCACGGGACACAGCAUGGAAGAGGGCAGGCUCAGAGCUCCAUUCUAUCAGACACAGUAGUGGAUGUAGGAGGGUCCCCUGCCCUGCCUUCACGCUUCAUCCGUCCAUCUCUUCCCCCAGCUGAGACCAGCUCCCCUCUGAAAGACCCCAGGCUGCUGAGAGCCCAGCUCAGAGUCACAGAAAGCCCCACACUGCAUCGCUGCCAGCCCCCUCCGUACACUAGAGAUUCCUGGUCCUUCGAGCCGGACGAGAGAGCCGACUUCUCCUGCUUUGAUAUGGGGGAUAGGGCCGAGCUGGCCCGUAGGCUCUAUAUACGCCAAAGUGUGGUGGAAGCCCCUGUCAGCUGGACCUCCAGGCAACCCUGGAGCCACCUGGUGGAGGAGGAGAGCAGAAACUCCAGUUCCAGCCCCAUACACGGACCUGGACCUGGGCAGCAGCCCUUAAGCGUGGCCCAGCAGAAAAGAGCCGAGCAUAGGAGGAGGGAGGUUCUGCUGCUGGGCCCUGUGGUGCUGGACUCGCCAGAGGAGGAUGAGGGCCUGAAUGGGGAUGGGGAAGAGGUUCACGGACCAGGGCAACAGCGAGGCCUGCUGAGGGUUGAGGAGCCUCCAGAGGGGGAGCAAAUCAUGGUAGCAGGAUCCUCAUCACGCAGCUCCAGCGGGGUGACCGGUAGCCUGGGGGAAAGGGACUGUGUGUCCCUAGAGUCCAGUCAGUCCAGCCACCAGAGCAACGAGACAGGGGCUGCCACCUCAGGGAUACAGACGGACAGUGGUUCUGCAGUCCCAGGCCCCUCCCUCCACUCUCAGAGGAUAGCUCGUGCCAAGUGGGAGUUCCUAUUUGGGACCCCCGCUGAGGAGGAUGCCAGCAGGGGGGAGAAAAAUAACAUCGAGGCCUCGACAGCUCCUCCUAGUGGCCAGUCCAGUGAAUCCCCCACCCCCACGCCCCCCACCUCCCUCCCCCUCAUCUCGGCUAAUCAUGAGGUGCAGCAUGUGGAGGUGGAGCUGGUGACUCCUCACCCAGCUGUGGCGGGGGCGUCGCCCAAGACGGGCAUCAUCCGGAUGACCCUCAAGUACUCGGAGACAGACCUGGAUGCCGUGCCCCUGCGCUGUUACCGCGAGACCGACAUCGAUGAGGUGCUUUUGGCUGAGCAGGAAGACGCCGACUCAGCAUUUGGCAGUAACCGUAGCGUGAAAAGCACGUCGGGUACAGACAGCAGCCCCCUGGGUGUCUGUCCCUAUGAGAGCACAAGCGCGGAGGAGGAGGAGGUGGAAGGAGAGGAGGAGGAAGAGGAGCUGGAGGAGGAGGAGGUGGUGAGCUGGGCCUCAGUGAGGAUGCAAGGGGACAUUAAGAGACAGCAGCAGCAGCAGGUGAUUAGUCAGCUGCUGAAGAGGCCGUUGGACAGUUUCUUUGACAACCUCCCGGCCCUCAAGUCGCCCGUCCUGUUGUCGGGGCCUCGCCUCGCAGGCACCUCCGAGGACAGCUUUAGCCGCCAUUUUGAGAGCAUCAUGGAGUCACACUGCGCCAAGGGCACGUCCUACGGCAGCCUGGACCUGGACAGUGAGGAGCUGCUGACCUCCAGCACACAGACCGUCCUGACCUUUGACCUCCCCACGCUGACCCCAGAGAUCCAGGGGGGUCAGAUGAUCUGUCAAAGCGCCCGGCAGAUUGUCAAGCUGAGCUUCGCCCCAUUGGCCCACUGCGAGAGGGGGACAAGCCUAUCAAAUUCCAUCGUCACGGUGACGGGAGACUCGGAUGCCACGCGUGCCCCCUCCAGCGAAAGGCUGAGUAGUAGUAGCCCGGAAGACACGCCCCUGAGAGGGGGAGGGGGCGGGGCACGGAUGCUGGGGAGCAGCUGGUACAGCAACCCCACAUUCUCCUUCCCUAGGUCAGUGAUGUCAUACAGCAGCAACCCCUCCCUCUCUUUCCACAGGGAAAAGGCUCGUCUGGCGACAGACUCAGAGCUGGACCAGGACCUCAGUGAGCUGCUGGGCCUGGGGAGCAGCGACACCCUCAACAAUGGUAAUCGUGCCAACGGAGAGGCCGCUAAGCGCCUGGCCAAACGCCUCUUCACCCUGGACGGUUUCAGGAAGUCCGACGUGGCCCGCCACCUCAGCAAAAACAAUGACUUCAGUUGUAUGGUUGCAGAAGAGUAUCUACACUUCUUUAACUUCAAGGGUCUUGCUGUGGACCAGGCUCUGAGAGCAUUUCUCAGACAGUUUUCCCUGAUGGGGGAGACUCAGGAGAGAGAGCGGGUGCUGGCUCACUUCUCCAGGAGAUACCUGCACUGUAACCCCAAACUUAUACCCUCUGAGGAUGGUGUCCAUACCUUGACCUGUGCCUUGAUGCUGCUAAACACAGACCUGCAUGGCCAUAACAUUGGCAAAAGGAUGUCCUGCACACAGUUCAUUGGCAACCUGGAGGGUCUGAAUGAGGGUCAAGACUUUUCCAAAGACCUUCUGAAGGCCCUGUACAACUCAAUCAAGAAUGAGAAGCUUCAAUGGACAAUCGACGAGGAGGAGAUGCGGAAGUCUUUCUCAGAGCUGGGGGACACCAGCCAGGCAGACUCCGCCUCUAAACACAAGAAGAGCAUGGCCAGCGGCGGGAAACCACUAGUGGCCAUGGCCCAGCCCUCAGGAGCCCUCCUGUACAAGAACGGCUUCCUGGUGCGCAAGGUGCACGCUGACUCAGACGGCAAAAGAACACCGCGUGGGAAAAGAGGAUGGAAGACGUUCUAUGGCAUUCUGAAAGGGCUGAUUCUCUACCUACAGAAGGGAGAGUACCGGCCAGAUAAGCAGCUGUCAGACGAAGAUCUGAAGAACGCUGUGUCCAUCCACCACUCUCUGGCCAUGAGGGCUGCCGACUACAGCAAGAGACCCAAUGUGUUCUACCUCCGCACCGCCGACUGGAGGGUCUACCUCUUCCAGGCACCAAGCACAGAGCAGAUGCAGUCGUGGAUCACACGCAUCAAUACGGUAGCAGCCAUGUUCUCGGCGCCACCUUUCCCUGCAGCCAUUGGUUCACAGAAGAAAUUUGCCCGACCUCUGCUGCCAAGCUCCACCUCCAAACUGUCACAGGAGGAGCAGGUCCAGUCCCAUGAGACUCGGUUCCGGGCCAUCUCCACUGAACUGGCUGAGCUGCGCUCAUAUCCUCCAGACCGAAAGGUCAAAGGCCGCGAGCUGGAGGAGUACCGCCAGCGAGACGAGUACCUGGAGUUUGAGAAAACACGCUACGGUACCUACGCCAUGCUGCUGCGGAACAAGAUCCGCUGCGGCGAGGAUGACCUGUCCGUAUUCGAGGUUCAGAUCCUGGAGGACAACGGGCUGCAGCGCGCCCAUUCCAGCCCCACGCUGCAGGACUUCAGCCAGGCCUCCCAGGGCAGCAGCACCAAGGAGCCGGUGGGCUGCAGUGGCAUGGGAAAAGGCUCCAAGCACACCGAGGCCCAGAGAUACAGCUACCGCCAGGCCGUCAAGAAGUGAGGCAGGGCGGGGAGCCGGGUGGUGAUGACGUGGCAGGUUUGUCUCCCUGCGCAAGUUUUUAUUUGAAAUCCAGUGGAGGGGGCUUAUAAGAGCUUGAAAAGGAGAGGGGUGAGAGUGUACUGUAUACACCAUGCCCCCACCCGGCACCCCCGAUCUCCUCGGCCAAUAGGGGAGGUGCAGCGGUGCAGAUCCUAUGACUGGCCAAUGCCAGCGGUGCGUUGGGGCAGGAGGGAGGGAGGAGCGUUGGAGAGGUCAUGCAGUUUGGAAAGAAGGUAUUCCAGCGAAAGCUUGCUGCAUACGUUAAUAGACGGUACCAUACCGUAUGGUAAGACAGAGGUUCCUCCCGUAAGCAGUAUCACCGCCGUACAAGGUCUCCCAUCCAGCAUCUUUUUCUUUCCUUUUCUUUCAGGGCACCUCUCCUACAAACCCCUCCUCCAGCCUUUUUUCUUGAAAUGUUUCCUCUGAUUUGGGACCAAACAUGUUUACACGUUUGACACAUUAAGUCUCAGAUGACUGUGCUAUUGAUUUGAACAUGUGUUACAGUACUGUAAUACUGUAGUAACAGGAGCUAGAUCCACGACUCAUUGCAUUGCUGUUCCCUUUUUUUCCAUGACAACUGUGUGUCCACAUACUUGAGGGAGCCUAACGACAAGGGUACUUGCAGCUCCUGAAUUCUUCUUUGGGGCAAAUGUGAUGGGAACAAGGUGGCUCUAGUGGAUCAGAAUGGCAGUGCACUACACACCCGGAUCCGCAAUGGAGGCUCAGUUGCAGCUCUCCCUCCUGGCCCAAGUCAGUGCUCUCAUGACUUCAAACCGCUCCAAUCUCUGCCCCCUCUCUCUCUGCUCCCCUGUUCUCACAUUCUCUGUCUCAGAGAGGGGGUAACUGUGGCUCCCCUCUCUACCAUCUAUUCCAAAUGGGUUGUCAGAGUGGUUGAUGUCAUUUGAGCCACACUAGUUUACUACUGUACAAACGAGUAGCUACACACUUGUAAAAAAAAAUGUAAUUGUACUUAAUAAUCCUCUCAGCAAGAGAGGCCCAUGGUUUCUUUAAUUGCUUUUACUUAAAGGGGCAAUCUGCGAUUAAUAUAUAUGCCCAUUGAUUUUUGAAGAAUAAAACUAUUGAUGCCUCAUGAGCUUAGUUCAACCCAAAAUAUAAACUUGUUUAACUCCUUUGUUUGUAAACAAUGUAAUUGUAAACAAACAUGGUAUAGCCUCAAAACGCCAGCCUCAUCCCUCAGCUGUUUACCGAAUCAGUGGUAAGGGAAACCGCUAUGUUAUUGUUCAAAACUGCAGAUUGCCCCUUUAAUAACAGUUGGUAACCCUCCUUACCGAGCCAGUUGCUUUAGCUUUGUCUUGCAGCAGGCUUCUUUUUACUACUCUGUGCGUGAAUGUUGUUUUUUCUCAGCAUGCCUGCAUCGAGCUCUGCCUUUUUCUUCUUCUUGGGGAAAAAAAAAUGUUUGGGUUAUGUUGUCUUUGUACUAAUCCUGUUGUAUUGACAUGUCUUCCCUGUUACUCCCUGUGUAAUCACUCGUUUAUAAGACCUGUUUUAACACUCACCAGGCAGACCCUGAAUGUACUUGUUUUUUCAAUAUUUGUACAGCAUUUUACAAUAACCUGUUGAUGUUGGACAUUCUCCCCCUCCUCCUGUGUACUGUUACAAGUGUCAUUAUACAUAAGUGUUAUUAUAGUAAACCUAUGGCAUAUGUUUGCUUAUAUUGUAUGAUACAUUAUAUAUGUCGUUUUACAAUAUAUCCUGGUGAAUAUGCAUAAAAUAAACAUAGAGUUGAUAUUAUACAUUCCCUGUAUUUAAAUGUCCUGAAAGUGACCUAUGAUAAUCAUGUGUUUUUACAUAGUAUUCUGUAUGUAAAGGGUCAACAAAGGCACCAGCACAAUCUUGAGUAUUGUCUAAAUGCCUAUGUAUCUAUCAAAUAAUGAUGACAAUGAUGAGAUUGAGGAAGAAGAUCUGGCGAGGUGGGACAAUACCAUAAUCAAAUUCCCAUCAUUAUUUCAACUCACUGGCCUGAAGUAUUCUGAAGAGAAUGAGAGAGGCAUUCUUCUUUAAAUUGGUAGCAUGAUUCACUUUGAAGGUAUUUGUUGAUGUUGUCACAGAGUAAUGUUUUGCUGUUGUUGCUGCAUGAAAAACAGACAUAUGGAAUAAUGUAAUGUGUAACGUGUGACAUGCGUGAGGAGGCCUUGUAGGCUAAUAGAUGGGGGAAGCAGCAAGACAUUUACUGACAGAAUAUGUAUGGAAGCAUAUCCAUACCAUAUCCUUAGUCAAUGUAAAGAAAAAUAAUCAACAUAACUAUUUCAUGACAUACCUUCAGUUUCGAGCUACUCGGGCUUUCAAAUGUCGGCCUUGAACAGCUGCAAUGCCAGCAUCGUACCAGCAGAGAGAGCUGUUUAGCAGGACAUUCAGUUACCUUUCAGCCAUAACAUUGCUGCACCUGCACUGCACAAGCUUUUUAGGGUGGCCCAUUGGCAGUCUCUGGAUAUGGAGCACUGCUGAGCUAUGUGUGAUCGGUGACUGAGAGUUCUUUGUGUGUGCGUGUAUCUGAGGAGAUGUGUUUCUGUUCUGCUGUAAGUUUGUGAAUGUCAUUGAAUGCAGCAUGCUGCAACCUGGCUGACCUGCUGUUCUACUAAGGAGCCUAAUUAAGGAAUGUGGCUGAGGAUAAUGGUCUAGCCAGUGCAUUCAUGUGAUGAUUUAAAGCAGCAACGGUUUAUCCAGCUGUGUCCAUUAACUUUACUUACCUUGCUGGAAAUUUUUUUUUGUACAAUUUUAGGACAGAUAAUUGAAUGUUAUGUCUAAGUUUAGCAUGGUGCAUUUUGCCUCUCGUCUUUUCCUAUCUCACCUCAGUCAUUUUCAAAUUCUUCUCCUUCCUUUUCCAUGAUCUCUUCUCCACUCCAGUCUCCUCUGCUCAUGCUUUCUUUCCCUCUCUAUUCUCCCCUCCACUCCUCCUCCUCUCUCGCAUCACUUCACUUUCCCUCUGUCACUGAUAUUGUCAUUGUUCUGCCCUCUGUCUCUGUCGUCAUCUCACUAAUCUUUUAGGAAGCAGCCUUUAUCAGAUAACUGUAUGUGAUUAUUGUUACUAUAACUGAUGAUAUAUACCUUUAAUUGUAUUGUAACGAUGUUACAGCUGUGAUAUUACUGCUUGGUACUUGUAUUUAUCGAUAGUGUUUGACACUGGUGGCAUAUGUUGCCAGGGUAGUCUACCACAGAAUGACAUGUCCCCUCGGACAUUGGAGGGAACAGGGUAAGGACUGAGGGCCUUUUACAUACAAAGGGACAUUGUGUUGUUCAAUCAACAGGUGAACAACUGAAAAUCUCAUCUCUCACACACUAUUUGUUCAUAUCAUAGGGUCUAUGCAAUACAUGCCCUGUUUCCUGUGUCCCAGGCACUAACCACGAGGGAGAGAGGCAUACGGUAUAGAAUCUGUUAUAAAGCAGUAUGAUAGCCGGGGCUAGCCUCAGCUUCAACCUCAGCGAGCUCUCUAUGCCCACUCUGCCACCCCGCCCCCUCUGACAUCAUCACAGAGCAGCUGCAGGGUCUCCAUGGCACUGGUUUGCAUUGAAACCACUAGCUCCCAACAAGUGUUCGCUCUAUGAUACUGAAAUGAAAGCCUAGGUGUUACUGUAUGUUCAACCCAUUCCCAGCCAGCACUUCUGAAUGUGACAUGUGACAUGUAUAUA